Messenger RNA from Caenorhabditis sp. 36 PRJEB53466, 4028 nucleotides. The record is from the annotation of a GenBank genome assembly. NCBI's taxonomy places the organism in Eukaryota, Metazoa, Nematoda, Chromadorea, Rhabditida, Rhabditidae.
AUGUCGCUCAACGGUACUCCGCCGUCCUCGACGUCUUCUUCGUUUCUAGUCCUCCCCACUAUUCUGUGCCACCUUUUCGACGGUCAGUUCAGAAUACAACUUAUUUUUCCUUGUUUUUCAUGCGGAUGUCCAUUGCGAUUUUUGUCAAAAUUCCGGCCGGUCCAUCAUUUUUUGUUGUGUGCUCUUCGAAAAAGACUGAGACGUCGAAUCGCGUCGGGGCGGGCCGCUAAACGAUGAUGAAUGAUUCAAGACGAUGUCUUUUGAGAAUAAUAAGAAAACGGAAAAAAGAGAACGAUACCUGUGGGAAGAGGGUGCACACAAAAACACAAGUGAACAUUCAGCUAUAAGAGUUCGAUCGAUAGAGAGAAUCUAGCACAACUUUAUGAAAAGAAUAGAUUAUUUUUCAGCAUGCUCUCGCGGAGCCCCUCCGACAAUCCAGCAGCCUUCAAUGUCGAGCGCAGUGGCUCUUCUGGGUCAAGACGUCGACUUUACUUGCAUCGUGAACGACCUCGGCAGUCAUAUGGUUCGUCUUCGUGUUUCUCUUCCCUCCCACUGCUCAUCUUGUCCAUCUUCUUCUCACGAAAACCGAUCCAUUAUAGGUAGCAUUUGUCAAAGCGGACUCGCCACCGCGACUGCUCUCUUUCGACGAAAAAGUGUUUCGGCGACGCGACAAAUACGAAUUGAAGCCGCGCGUGGGUGAUCUGCACAACGAGUGGGUGCUGACGAUCAAAAACGUGCAGGAAUCGGACCGCGGCAACUACUCGUGUCAGAUCAACACGGAGCCAGUGACAAUUUCGAGCGGCGAGCUCGACGUUAAAGGUUCGCGACGCUUUACUUUUACUCAUUCCACUUUACUCUUCAUUCUCUUUACGAAAUCCUUAAUCCUCUGCCUUUCCCAACACGAGAUAAAGUGCGAAGAAGCGGCAGAGAGUGAAAAUAGAUUUGUAUGCAAAUUAGAAUGUCGUGGAGGAGAAGAAGAAAAAGAAGACGCCGAGGCGUUUCUUUUUUGCUCGCGCGGAUCAGAAGACGGGAACGCCUGUUUAAUUAUUAGUCUUUCGGACCCAACAACCUGACAAACGGAAGUCAUGGGCGACGGUAAUUAAAGGGUGACAAGAGACGGAAAAGCUGAGAGUACAAUGGACGACCGAACGGACGGAACCACCUCAAUACGUUAAUGUUUCCGAAACGUGGUAAUUAUGGGAAGUUUUCUUUGUGCUUCGGACCAAAAUGUUUCGAAUUUCCAUUAAGCGACCUAAUUUCUUAAUGUUGCGAAAUGGCUGGGAAUCCUGACCCUUUCGGCUAUUUUGUUCGACGCGGAAAUAUGAAAUUUGGCCGGAAGCCGAGGGGAAAACUCAAAACCAACGGAGAAAUUUGAUAUUUUCCAAUGAAACAAGGAUUCGAAUCGGCUGACAUCAGAAUCUCUUUUUGCAGUUCCCCCAGUGGUCUCGAGAAGUACGCCGGCUGCGGUGGAGGUUCGCGAAGGGAACAACGUGAGUCUGACGUGCAAAGCUGACGGAAACCCGAUCCCGACGGUCAUCUGGAGACGUCAGGAUCGUCAAAUAAUCCGCUACAACGGCGCCACCGGCUUCGGAGGUUCGUUGCUCUGCUUUACUUUGCACUCUUGUCAUCCGAUGCCCCUCUUCCCACCGCAACUCUACAAAUCUUUCCGCCUUGUCCAUGUUUGCGAUGAUCACCUCUCUGCAACUUUUUGGGGGUCAUAGGCGGAAGCGAAACCGCUUCUUUUUCCGUUUUCAAUUGUCCGAACCAUAAUCAAAUCUUGUGCGCGCCGCUUGAUUAGUCUCUCGGGCGGCGAGUAAUUAGGCGGAGAAGACAAUUAUAAGUGCCGAAAAGGGACAAAAAGAGAAAGAGAAGCGGCAACGUAUUCUCCUCCGCCCGUGCUCCUUUUGAUGUGGCAGCAUCUGGAGUCAAGAUGGCGACAGCUGAAGCCCAUACCUGUUUGCACACGCAUUACGCAAUCUGGCUAAUUGACACGACGCCAGCGGGUUUAUUACAUCCGCGCUCCACUGCACACAGAAGAAAAAGCUCAAGAAGUGUCGUGCCACGUGGAAAUCCAUUCAUGAAGAGUCAGAGUGGCAACGAGUGACAAACAAGUGCUAAGCUCUACAUUAAGCAAAUUAUUAUUAUGAGAGCGUGGUCCUCACGAACAUCUAAUUACCCUUCGCAUAGUUAUUCUGACUUCUUCUCUCUCGUUUCCCAUACCAUAUGCUCAAUCCCAUUACCCGAGUACUCCCGGAACGAGAAAGAGGGGGUCCGUCAUCUUUUAUCCACUCAAUUAGCGCACUCUCUCGCUCUCUCUCUUGUGAGCGCGCCUAUUUGAUUCUUUUGGCAGAUAGAAAAGAAUGAGCACAUUGAGGAGAAUAUGGAAAAAAACGACAGACCCGGGGAGCCUGGGAUGAAAACGUCCAUCCAAAACUAUAUAAUUUCAGCGAGUGUGUUCCACGGACCCGUGCUCCACCUCACAAAAGUGUCGAGAAAGCACAUGAGCGAGUACGUGUGCGUGGCGAGCAACGGAAUCCCGCCGGACGAGUCGUGGACUGUCAAACUUCUCGUCACAUGUAAGUGCCUGACUCAACCCGCCCGGAUAAAUUCGGAAUUCGGUGUCUUCUUCUUUCGUAACAACUUGUUUAUUUCUAUGUCCCUCUCGUCUCUUUUCCGCUUCCUCUUUUUUUCCAAUUUUCACCGAGCACACACUCAUCAUUUUAUCGAGUCCACCCGCAAAAAGAGAAGUAGUAGAAGAAGGAGAAGAAAGUGUUUGUCGUCCAAAUUUUAUUCAUGAAAUUCAAAUUGACGACGAUUUUGUCGGCGAAAAGAAGAAGAAUUUAGAAGUGAAACUGGGCGAAGAGGGAUUCAUGAGUCGUUUUCAGUCCCUCCGCUGGUGCAGGCCCAAUCGGAGACCGUGCAGGCGAGCGUCGGCUCGAUAGCCCGAAUGGUUUGCACGACGGAAGCGUGGCCGAGGCCCGAGAUGGGCUGGGAAAAGGACGGCGAGCCGCUCUACGAGAACAACAAUGUGGCCAUGGUGCGUUUUUUGUGGAAAUGAGCAGCCAAUGAGCAUCUUUGUUUCUUUGCAGACGCACACAGUCUCCGGCCAGUAUCACAGCGUCCACAUUCUCGAAAUGCGAAACGUGCAGCCGUCGAAUUUCGGCGUUUACCGAUGCGUUGCGAAGAAUGACAACGGCAUCCAUCACUCGCAAGUCACUCUUUCUCGUGAGCCAAUUAACUCUCAAUUGCCCUAAUGAAUCAUUUCUGUUGCAGAAAUCUCCCACGACCAUUUCACGCACACCAACAUUAUUCCCGAAGGUUGUUUUCGCCGUUCUCAAAUUUGUCACUGUUUGAAUGUUGUCACAGUAAUCACUUUUCGCUUUUCUUUUCAUGUCCGAAUGCGUUUUCUCUUCUCACGUGGACUGUUUUCUGUCGCACUUUCACCGUUUCAGGAUCCGGAACGUCUUCUGGAUACUCGGAAGAUGACGAGGGCGGCGAAGUGGAAAACGAACAUAACGACGGAGAAGUCAAUGGUCUCUACUUUCUUAUUCAGUUUUUGAAUGUUUUUCUUUCACUUCUGCAUUAAGCAUUCACUGCCUGUUUUUUGCGCUCCGUCGAGAUUUUUCAAUGGAGCGCACUGUCCGUUUCCGAAAUGUUGUGUACUUUCAGACGCGGUGUCCGCUCCAUCGCAACUCGAGUUCUACUCGCAAGCACGACGGCACGAAUCCCGGAAUGCUCCGACCACACACUCAGGCAUGCCACGUCACUUUAUAUUCAAAGUCCGCUUUUGGAUGAGCGAAAACAGACAUCAGAAUCGGCGGAAUUCGUUAAUUUUUAGCGCCCACCCCGACCCGUGGGAACUGGCCAUUUGAGGGCGGAAAACUAAUGGACAGACUAGAAAAUAGGAGGGAAAAUAUGUAUUUUUUUUGAAAAAUUGAAUUUCAGAACUUCGCGCCAUUCAAGUGGAUUCGGCCGAUGCGCCGUCCCUCCUGCUCACCUUCGUUCUCAUUGUUUUCUACGGGUUCUAA